UUGAACCGUGAUAUUGCAAAAUGGGUGCGAAUUCGCCUCAAAGCGUUGCCAAUUAAAUCGAGCAUCUUGGAAAGAUACGUCGAUGGUGUUUUUUCUUAUAGUGGAUGCAAGAGAGCACAAGGAGUAGCGUUUAAAAUGGUCGAAAUAUUGAGAUACAGCGAAUUGACCUACUAUACCAGAUGAAAAUGCAUUAUACGAGUACAGCUGGAAUCGAGUAUCAUUAUUCGCGGUUUUUAGCGGUACAAUUACAUAUGCUCAAGUACAAUUUCACAUCGCUGUAGAACGAAUUUUAAUUUUUUUCGUAGGUGUGAGCUGGGAUGGGAUGAACUGGAUGUGGAGCUGGAGUAUGUAGAAACGGUGAUCGGCAAAAAGUCAAUAGUAUUAGUGUCAUUAUCGUCACGUUGUACCACUUGCAGCGUUUAAAUUAUUACUUCUUUGCUAAAGGCUAAGUUUAACUACACCCAGACAGCUUGUUUAGAACGGGUACACCAUAGACAUACCUAUACCUAUCUUACCUAUACCUUCUGCAGCAUAUCCUGGUUUCGUAUUCGCUGGAACUCUGUGUGUAGUGUGUGCAUAGUAUACCACAUGCAUCCCAGUCAAGUAUGAACCAGUUAUUUGGCUGGUGUUGGUUCAUAGAAACGUGUUGUAUCGGUCGUAUGUUAUCUGUGGUAUUGCUAUUGCGGUGUUGUCGUCGUCGUUGUUGUUGUUGUUUCUGAAGUUUUAUGGACUCGCGAGUGCAUUUGCGCGAGUAUGUGAUUUACAGUUCGAUACCUAUUCUGUGAAGUUUUUAUGGUGUUUCGGUUUCCAGCUCGGAAAAGUGUUGGAAAAAUAAGUUGUUGGUCGUGUGUUCGCUGUUCAUCAAGUAAUUGAGUUCUCGCUCUCCUCGAAAUGAUUUUGAUUACGUGUAAAAGCGCCUCAUAAAAUAAUACCGUUAUCAAAAUGUCAUGGAGGCAACUGCCGUUGCAGAUGCUUUAUACUCUAAAAUAGCGAUCAUACCGGGUGGGCGAGACCUAGAGGAGCGACCGAUUAUAUUAAUCAAUGCAGAAUUAUCGUCUCAUGUUGCCAUUGAGAAUUUAGUCAACGUGCUGAAAUAUUUUUCGUCGAUUUUCAGUACAGAUACGAGAAAGCACGGAUUAUGCGUUAUAAUCGAUGCUCAAAGGACAACAUGGCGAACUACACGUACCAUUCUUCACAAUGUUACCGAAGUAUUUCGAACCGAAUUGACUACCAUUAUCAUACUGAAACCAGAAGUAUUUUGGGAUAAGCAAAAGGUGGAAAAUUGCGCCAAAUUGAAACAUCAUAAUGGGCCUAUUUACAUUCCGGUUACCCGACUCCAUAAAUACGUGAAUCCUAUUCACUUACCAGAAGAACUAGGAGGUACGUGGAAUUACGAUCAUGCCGUUUGGUUGGAAAAUCGAAUUAAAGUCGAAGGUUUUGUGAAAUUAGCAGAAAAUGCCAUCGUUAGCUUGGAAUCUUUACGAUAUCGUUUGAAUAGUGUUAAAGAGUGCUUGGCUCAUCGAGUAACCGAUAACACCGAAAAUGUAUCACCUGAAACGUACCGAACAUCUAAAGAAAAUAUAUUGCAGACUAUUAACACUGGAUGCACUUUAAUCGAGCAAUUGGAAAGACAACAUACCGAACAACAACAACACCUGAUCACAGUUCCUCAAGACAUACAGGACACAAAAGACAGAAUCAACAGAUUAUUGCAAAUAGUCCAAGGUAAACUGAACCUUGUCAAUGAUGCUUGGAACGACGUCCAAAAACGAACUGAAGAUAUGAAGGAAGUUUCGAAACUUGAAAAUGGCGUUUGCCAAGUUACCAAUUGGAUACUCGGUCCUGGAGAAAUGUUGUUGAAUGCGCAGCAAAACGUCGGUUACGAUGUGAUCUCGGCGGAAGAUUUGCGUAGGAAUCACGAAACAUUGGAAUUACAAUGUCGAAAACCAUAUGGCCAUUAUGCGGAAAUCUUGCAUAAACUGAACGUUUUGUCGCAGAAUGGUACUCAUUUCCCUCAAGAUUUAAAAUCACAGAAAGACUUCAUGGACUUUGUGUGUAGAAGUUUUGCAUGCCGAGUAGAAAGAAGAAGGAAUGUUUUAAUCACGUCAGCACGAUUUUUUAGAUUGGUCUCAGAAUAUUUUCAAACUACAAGUAAAGUAUACGAGAACUUAAUCAUGAAUGUGGAUAUCGAAGCAUUAAAAUCAGCUCAAGAUACUUUGAAAGAAUUGCAAAAAAGUCAGUCUGAAAUUGAUUCUCUAGAGAAAGAAUUGAUCAAAGAAGGAGAAAAAUUAUCAGAUUUGUUGUCCAUUCCAGUGAAGGAUGCGUUAGGUCGCGAAUUACCAGUAAAUUAUCAAGAAGACAUUGUCAACGUUCAAGAAAUUUUGGAAAUGACUAUAGCGAGAAAACAAUUAUUUAAAGAUAGCGUCGAAUUACAAAGGCUAACUCUGCAGCAAGUUAUUCACAUACAUAGCUACGAAAAAAAUGCCAUGCAGGCUAUCGAAUGGUUAAAUGAGUUAUACAGGGUGAUGCUGAAAUCACAUUCACACAUCGGAUGCGGCGUAUAUGAAAUUCAAAUUCAAAAAGAUGAACAACAAUGUUUCCAAGAAACAGCGAAGGGAACGUUCGAAUUCGGUUGUCAGUUAUUAAACGCAGCUCUAGUUUUAAGGCAGUCGUGUAAACUUAUCGAAGAACCUAACGCCAUUCUGACUCAAGAGGUGUGGAAUAGCUGGAAGAGAUUAUACGAAGUGAGCCAAGAACAACUUACCAGAUUACGAGUAUCUGCUGUGUUUCAUCGUAAUGUCGACCAGCAUUGCCAUCAGUUGAAAGAGUUAACGAAUAAUUUCAUAUCAGCUGUAUCCGAAGAGGAUCCGGCUAAAAAGAAGUCUCUACUUAAAAAGACCUUAGUUGAUAGAGAAAACGUGUUGCUGGAAGUUGGAAGAAUGAUACGAUUGGGUAGACUACUGAAGGAUCGAUUACGUGAACCGUUAUGUCCUCACGAAGGUUUCGAAGAAAUAAACGAUAAUAAUGAAGUAGCUAUCGCAGCCAUAAGUGAAAAACUUUCAGAAGUCAGCAUUUUAGUCGAGCAACUGGACACAACCCUGUGCGGAUUUAAAUUCGCCAUGGAAUCAGAUUGUAUUAAAAAACUUCUAGAAGGCAAUAACGCGAAUCGUACGCAGCAAAAUCCGCAAAGCGAUUGGAAUAAUAAUAGCAGCAGCAGCAACAACAACAACAACAAUCCAAAUACAUCAAAAACAGCAACCAAAGCGUCGCCGGAAGGAAGCAGUAAAUCGGAUGAUGAUUUCAUCACAGCUUCCGAAUGUACUGGUACUCCUCCUUCUAGAGCUUCAUCAUUUCAUACCGCUUCUGAAGGAGAACCUACUUCACCAUGGUGGGAAGUCGACCCUUCAAAUUCGUCCGAAAAUGAGCUCGAUGCUACUGGUCAUGGUCAUAAACCCAAAUCCGUUGUUAACCCGAAAAGCAUCGUCGAAACAGAUCGUGCAAAUAUCAAAAAUUAUCGCGAGUGUGCCAGAAGACUAGCUGCAGUCCAAUGUUGCCAUGAAAAUAAACCGCCAACAGGGUUGCUCAGCGACAGAGAGAAAAAAAAUGAUCUCGAAACUGUUCUAAAGCCUUUGGAAAAUUUAAUUUUUUUACCCCAGCAAUUCAAACCGAAGUGUAGUCUAGUAGCUCCAAAAUAUUACUCGAGUGAAGAUAAUUCUAGACAGGGGCUGAAAAUUGACGAUAAUAAGCAACCGGCUGGCUUAGGAGUCAAAAUACCCGGUGAAAAUCAAAGUUCUGUUAGAGAUAGUUUAUGUUAUCAUGAGAGAAUUAUGAAACAGGCUAUUACAGGAGUGUUCUGAUUAUGUUUUUAUAACGAUGAUUAUUGUUGUUGAAGCUUUGUUUAUAGUGUUUUCGUUAUUUUAUAUAUAUAUAUUUUUUUUUUGAAAUUGAAAAUAAAGAAUGAUUUUUAUGGUUUA
Molecule: messenger RNA, 3974 nt
Organism: Planococcus citri (citrus mealybug)
Lineage: Eukaryota; Metazoa; Arthropoda; Insecta; Hemiptera; Pseudococcidae
Product: SEC14 domain and spectrin repeat-containing protein 1-B
Exons: 15
Coding region: 948-3857 (969 amino acids)
Molecular function (GO): phosphatidylinositol-4,5-bisphosphate binding; phosphatidylinositol-3,4-bisphosphate binding; phosphatidylinositol-4-phosphate binding
Source: RefSeq, a predicted model, not a curated record